Molecule: messenger RNA, 688 nt
Organism: Chelonoidis abingdonii (Abingdon island giant tortoise)
Lineage: Eukaryota; Metazoa; Chordata; Testudines; Testudinidae
Source: RefSeq, a predicted model, not a curated record
AUGAUGAUGAGGAUGUGGCUCAGUGCUCUCUCUGAUAAUUCUAUCCUGAUUGUGUUUGAAGGUGGAGCUGCUGAUCUCAGGCUGUUCAACGGAAGCAACCCAUGUGUUGGGAGAGUGGAGAUUGAACAUAAUGGUCAGUGGAUGAAACUGUGUUUUACUGCUUCACCUGCUGCAGACAUUUGCCAACAUUUGAGAUGUGGAUACCCAGUUGGUGUCCAUAAUGCUGGCUAUUUUGGAGAAGAUUCCAGACCGUACUUGAUGGUAGGAGAUGUAUGUUAUCAAUCAACAAUCUGGGACUGCAUACUGGAAAAUCCGAAUAUAGAGUCAACAUGCUCUCAUACUUCCUAUUCUGGAGUGACCUGCUCAGGUGGAGCUAUUGAUCUGAAGCUGAUCAACGGAAGCAACCCAUGUGCUGGGAGAGCGAUGAUUAAGAUUGGUGAACUGAGUCUCAUUCUGUGUUCUACUGUCUCACCUAUGAAACAUGCUGCAGUAGCUUGCAGACACUUGGGAUGUGGUUCUGCAGUUAGUAUUCAUAGUGCUGCCCACUUUGGAGAAGAUUCCACACCAUACAUGGUGAUCGGAGAUGGUUGUCAUGGGAGUGAGUCAACGAUCUGGGACUGCAGAUUUGAAACCCAGACUAUAAAUUCAACAUGCUCUCAUCCUUUCCAUGCUGGAGUGACCUGCUCAG